Molecule: messenger RNA, 1015 nt
Organism: Malaya genurostris
Lineage: Eukaryota; Metazoa; Arthropoda; Insecta; Diptera; Culicidae
Exons: 3
Coding region: 35-664 (209 amino acids)
Source: RefSeq, a predicted model, not a curated record
UUUCCAGCAAACCAGCGCCCAGUGGUGAUCGACAAUGUCGAAUGUUCGUUCGGUUGUGUUGUUGAUUAUGUGCGCCAUUUUUGCCCGAAACAUUGUAUGCCAAAAAUCUUCGUCGAAUAACCAGGGAAAAUCCACGUCGUACAAAAUCCGUCUCACCAAGGCCGUCUGCAUCAAUCAGCCCUACGAAGUGGCCUGGAAUGUGACCUGCCGGUUGAAACUGGUCCGGGAUCAACCGUCGAAGAUGCUGUUCUCCGUCACCGUGGACCAGAUCGAUCAGCUCUAUCUGACCUUUGCCAUGUACUACAAAUAUCAGGUCACCUAUCAACCGCUGCUGAUGGACACCACCUUCGACGUUUGUCGCACCCUGAAGAAGUACAACAGCCGCAGUAAGGCGGGAACCACGGGUUUGGAUUUGACGGCCAUGUUUGUUAUAGGAAUUCUGGAAAAGAACCAACCGGCGCUGAUCAAGACCGGAUGUCCUUUUAGGGGAGUGAUUCAGCUGGACAAUUUCAUCAUCGAUGAAACGAUGGCCCCAAAGUUCCUUCCUGGUGGAGAUUACAGACUGGAUAUGCACUACUACAAUGAGAAGAACCAAACCGUAAUGUACUCACAGGUUUUCGGAUCUGUUCGUGCUGUUGGCAUUACCGAUCUGUCGAUGGGAUGAAUGGGGGUAAUCAAAUGACACAUAUUUUGAUCAAUAAACAUACUUCAUACUUUAAGUUUGUUUCGGAAAACCCAUCGACGAGUGAUGCAGCUAACAGUAAACUCGAAGGGGAAAAACGGUAUGGCGCCAACCGAAACCGAUAGAAACCAUCCAAAUACCAAGCAUUUCCCACAUUCGUUUUCCACUUUUUCACUGGAAACACUAAUAACAAUCAAAAAUGGAAAUAAACAAUACACACCCAUAGAUGGAACCGGGCAGCAAGAGCACAGCAAUCCACUUUCAUUGAAAAGACUUCGCUUGAAGGAAUACAAAAUUCACUGCCCGAACGAAACUCUGUCUUGGCAUGUAAAC